AUGAAAUAUUUAACAUUCGCUUCAAUUUUAUCAUUAUUAUCAUCAACUACAUUAGCAGCAAUAAAAGAUAUUCAAUUAAUUGCUGAAUCAAACGAUCAAGAAAUUAAUAGUAAGGGUUUAUCAUCAAUUCAUGAAGGUGCAGGAAUAAAUUAUUUCUUUUUAGGUGAAAAUCCUCAAAAUUUAAAAUAUGAUGAUGAAAAAAAACAAAUUUAUAUCUUGUUAAAUGUAAAUAAUGGUCAACAACAAGUUCCUCAAAGUUUGAAUUUUAAUGGUAAAUUUUUAUCAUUAUCUGUUUCUGAACCAUUAGCUGUUGAAAUUGAUGAAAAUGAUAUUUUACAAUUUGAUGGUUCAAAUAAUUUAUUUGCUGCUAAAGAUCAAAAUGAUCCUUAUCAAUAUUCAAGAAGUAGUUAUGCUAUUGUUAAUGAGGACGGUGAAGAUCAUAAACCAUUAAGUAUCAAAGCUUUAUUUGUAAAUGGUGAUGAUGAUUCAAGUUCAUCUUCAGAAGCUCCAUCUUCAUCAAUUCCUCCAAUUUCUUUACCAUCACCAAUUUCAUCAUCAUCAGGUUUGCCACAAUAUCCAAAUGGUACAACAAGUACAAAAACUGAUAUUCAAACAACAACAUUAACAAUUACAAGUUGUAAACAAGAUCAUUGUAAAACUUCAACUAUAACUACUGGAUUAACAACAAGAACUGAAUGGGAUACAACUUAUGUUACUUAUUGUCCAUUACCAAGUGAAACUGAAACUCAUACUGAACCAGAAACUACUCAUUUAUUAACUGAAUCAACUACUUCACCAAUUGAAACUGGUACUGAAACUUUAACUACUAAACAAUCUACAACUGUUGAUUCACAAUCUUCAAGUGUUGGAGAAUCUGAAUCUCCUUCAUCAUCUUCAACUCCAGGUGUUACUUCUUAUGAAGGUUCAGCAGUUAAAUCAUCAGGUUCAAUUUUAGCUGUUGUUAUUGCAGCAUUUGGAUUUUUAGUUUAA
Molecule: messenger RNA, 990 nt
Organism: Lodderomyces pseudojiufengensis
Lineage: Eukaryota; Fungi; Ascomycota; Pichiomycetes; Serinales; Debaryomycetaceae
Exons: 1
Coding region: 1-990 (329 amino acids)
Source: RefSeq, a predicted model, not a curated record